Eimeria mitis is the source of this 663-nucleotide messenger RNA. RefSeq lists its product as uncharacterized. The record is from RefSeq and is a predicted model, not a curated record. Lineage: Eukaryota; Apicomplexa; Conoidasida; Eucoccidiorida; Eimeriidae.
AUGGGAGCUUUUGCAACGGGAGCUGCUGCAACAGGAGCUGCAGCAGCAGGAUUUGCAGCAGCAGGAGCUGCUGCAAGGGGAGCUGCUGCAACAGGAGCUGCUGCAACACGUGCUGCAGGAGCAGGAGCUGCUGCAACGGGAGCUGCAGCAACAGGGGUUGGAGAGCUGCAGCAGCAGGAUUUGCAGCAGCCGGGGCUGCUGCAAGAGGAGCUGCUGCAACAGGAGCUGCUGCAACAGGAGUUGCAGCAGCAGGAGCUGCUGCAACAGGAUUUGCAGCAACCGGAGCUGCUGCAACAGGAGUUGCUGCAACAGAAGCGGCUGCAAGGGGAGCUGCAGCAGCAGGAUUUGCAGCAGCAGGUGCUGCUGCAAAAGGAGCCGCUGCAACAGGAGCUGGUGCAACAGGAGCUGCUGCAACAGGAGCUACAGCAGCAGGAUUUGCAGCAGCAGGAGCUGCUGCAGCAGGAGCUGCCGCAGCAAGAGCUGCUGCAGCAGGAGCUGCCGCAGCAAGAGCUGCUGCAACAGGCGCUGCUUCUCCCUGCUGUUGUUCAGUCUGGCCGGACUGUUUGCUGCUUCUAUGUGCAUUUUCUGCUUCUGCAGCAUGCAGCAAGCUCAGAAGGGGGCCCCUUGGGGGCCCCCCCUCCCUUUAUUUUGGGUACUGUCUAA